AUGAAGGAGAAGAUGGAGAUGCCGGCAGUUGGCAGCCAGGAGAAUGUGCUACAAGAAUUGAAUCUCUUCUACAAGCGAGAUGUCAAUGGAGUUGGAGUAUUAUAUGACCUGCUUAGAUCUCACUGGCUGCAGGGCCUCCUAAAGGUUUAUGAAUGCCUCCGUUAUUAUAUCAGAAAGAAACCGGUUCCAGUCAUACCCCAGGCCCGGGUACUGUCUCAUGAGGUUGGGGAAUUGUUGCGUGAAGCUCCUCAGUCCACAGAGAUCCGAGAGCUGAGACGACUUCUCCGAACUCCACAUGUCAAGGCCUUACUAUCAGCUCAUGAUACUGUGGCCCAGAAAGAUUUUGAACCAGUCCUUCCACCUCUGCCAGAUAACAUCCCUGAAAAUGAGGAAGCUAUGAGGAUUGUCUGCUUAGUGAAAAAUAAGCAACCUCUAGGUGCCACCAUUAAACGCCAUGAGAUAACUGGUGACAUUAUGGUUGCCAGGGUGAUCAAUGGUGGGUUAGCAGACAGAAGUGGGUUGCUGUAUGCAGGGGACAAGUUGGUAGAAGUAAACAGUGUUCCAGUGGAGGGACUAGAGCCAGAACAAGUUAUCCACAUUUUGGCUCUGUCAUACGGAACAAUAAUGUUUAAACUAAUUCCAGUUUCUGAUCGAGCAGUCAGCAACCAGACAACACUGUAUGUGCGAGCCAUGGCAGAUUACUGCCCCCUGCAAGACCCUACCAUUCCUUGUGCUGAUGCAGGCUUGCCCUUUAAAAAGGGGGAAAUCCUUAAAAUAGUUGACCAGAAUGAUGUGCUCUGGUGGCAUGAAAUCCUUCAGAUAGUUGACCAGAAUGAUGUGCUCUGGUGGCAGGCAAAGAAAGCCUUGGAUCUUAACACCUGUGCUGGGCUUAUUCCUUCAAACCACCUUCUGAAGAGGAAGCAGCGAGAAUUCUGGUGGUCUCAGCCUUUCCAGCCCUAUACUUGUCUCAGAUCAACAAUACUAAGUACUGUGGAAGAAGAAGAUGACAUGCAAAUUGAUGAGAAGUGUGUAGAAACAGAUGAAGAAAUAUUUGAGUCUGAGGAGCUUAAAGAAGAAGAGGAGGAAUUCAGUGAUUCUGGUCAAAGGAUUUUUAUUGCUGGUUUCCGAAGAAGCAUGCGUCUGUGCCGGAGGAAAUCCCAGAACGUCCAACAGUCCUGUUAUGCCCAGUGUCCCAGCAUCUGUUACAGCACAGUAGCAGCCCCUUAUGAAGAAGUGGUGAGAUACCAGCGACAUCCUUCUGAUCGAAACAGACUGAUUGUGCUAGUAGGUCCUUCAGGAGUCGGAAUAAAUGAGCUAAGGCGACGACUUAUUCAGACUAACCCUUGUCGGUUUCAAAGUGUUGUACCACACACUACACGUGCUCAGAAGAGUUAUGAAGUAAAUGGUCGUGAGUAUCACUAUGUAUCAAAGGAAACGUUUGAAAAUUUGGUCUAUACUCACAGAAUGUUGGAGUAUGGGGAAUACAAAGGAAAUCUAUAUGGCACCAGUGUUGAUGCUGUGCGAACAGUCCUGGAUGAAGGGAAGGUCUGCAUAGUUGAUUUAGAACCUCAGGGAAUACAAGUGGCUCGAACCCAUGAACUAAAACCCUACAUUAUCUUCAUCAAGCCACCUAGCAUGAGCCGCAUGAGACAGUCUCGGGAAAAUGCCAGGAUCAUUACAGACUACUAUGUGAACAUAAGAUUCAAGGAGGAGGAUUUAGAGGAGAUGGAAGAUUCAGCUAAGAAAAUGGAAGCUCAGUUUGGCCAGUUUUUUGAUGAAGUGGUUGUGAAUGACAGCUUACAAGAGGCCUGUGUACAGUUGCUGUCUGCAGUCUGUCGUGCACAAGAUGAGCCCCAGUGGGUCCCUGCAACAUGGAUAUGCUCAGACUUUCAAACAUAA
Molecule: messenger RNA, 1899 nt
Organism: Alligator sinensis (Chinese alligator)
Lineage: Eukaryota; Metazoa; Chordata; Crocodylia; Alligatoridae
Gene: MPP4
Product: membrane palmitoylated protein 4
Exons: 21
Coding region: 1-1899 (632 amino acids)
Cellular component (GO): plasma membrane; adherens junction
Molecular function (GO): protein binding
Source: RefSeq, a predicted model, not a curated record